AUGUUCAAAACUCCUCUCUUCUUCAACCUACACCACCACCAUUUUGCUCCCAAGGAUGGCUGCCUUCAAGAUUUCUCAUCUUACUUGCUCUUCGAGGCCACGGGCGACUCGGAGGCUGAUGCCUCCUCGGUUGACCCCGGUGGCUCCUCCGCCGCCCCGGGGUCCCCAGAGUGCAACGAUGCCGAGUCUUGCACCGAUGACACUCCUGAUUGCGACGAGUUUGAUAUGGAUGAGGACGAGGAUCAUGAGGAUGGAGAGGAGGGGGAGAAUUAUGAGAAAAAUGAUGAUGAGGUGGUUGAAAGCAAGGCAACAAAAGGAUUCACAAAGUCUAGUGCUUCUAUUGAUUCAACUAAGGAGUUUAAAAUGCUGAAUGAGGUGGACAAAAACAGGUUGUUUUGGGAGGCUUGUUUGGCAUCAUAA
Momordica charantia (bitter melon) is the source of this 420-nucleotide messenger RNA. RefSeq names its product myelin transcription factor-like protein. NCBI's taxonomy places the organism in Eukaryota, Viridiplantae, Streptophyta, Magnoliopsida, Cucurbitales, Cucurbitaceae. The record is from RefSeq and is a predicted model, not a curated record.